GUUAAGGAUCUCUUUUCCUGCGGUUUGCAACAUAUAACCGGCUGCAUUGGCGCAUUGUCUUUCUAGUCAAGUUUUUACCCUUUUUAUUUUGAAUAAACAUUUCAACUUUAAAAAUAACCAAUCCGGGUGAGUCCGCACGGAUUACGUGUCGGCGCGUUUCUUUCCACAAUGGGCAACAGAGAUGAUGAGUAUGAUUUCUUGUUCAAAGUGGUAUUGAUCGGAGAUUCUGGUGUUGGAAAGAGUAACUUGCUCUCGCGCUUUACGCGGAACGAAUUCAACCUCGAGAGCAAGAGCACAAUAGGCGUGGAGUUUGCCACGCGCAGCAUCCAGGUCGAUGGGAAGACGAUAAAGGCGCAGAUAUGGGACACGGCCGGGCAGGAGCGUUACCGAGCCAUUACUUCAGCUUACUACAGGGGAGCAGUUGGGGCCCUUCUAGUUUAUGACAUCGCCAAACACUUGACCUAUGAGAAUGUGGAACGGUGGUUGAAGGAAUUGAGAGACCACGCAGACAACAAUAUCGUCAUCAUGCUCGUCGGUAACAAGAGUGACCUGCGGCACCUCAGGGCUGUUCCCACUGACGAGGCCCGCGCCUUCGCAGAGAAAAACAAUCUUUCAUUCAUUGAGACCUCGGCGCUGGAUUCAACAAACGUGGAGGAAGCUUUCAAAAACAUCCUGACAGAGAUCUACAGAAUUGUAUCACAGAAGCAGAUUGCAGACCGAUCAGCCCAUGACGAGUCACCGGGGAACAACGUGGUGGACAUUAGCGUCCCACCCACCACAGAUGGACAGAGGGGGACCAAACUGCAGUGCUGCCAGAACCUGUGAUGACCAUCAGCUCUCGCACCCAUCUCUCUCUCUCUCUAGCCCUCUUUUUUUUCUCUCUCUCUCUAGCUCUCUCUCUCUCUAGCCCCCCCUCUCUCUCUGUCUGUCUGUUUCUAUCUUCCUUUCUCUGUCUUUCUGAGUGUUGUGUCGCUGAUGUGACUUCUUCCCCUACCUAUUUUUGUGUACUAUAAAUAUUUUCUUUUGAUAGCUUGUUAAAUUACACAUACUACUGCCAUAAUAAAAUUUUACAGAAUCUUG
This is a messenger RNA of Alosa sapidissima (American shad), 1080 nucleotides long. RefSeq names its product ras-related protein Rab-11B-like. The record is from RefSeq and is a predicted model, not a curated record. Gene Ontology annotation, molecular function: GTPase activity; GTP binding. Gene Ontology annotation, cellular component: recycling endosome. The transcript has 5 exons. Bases 169 to 825 code for a protein of 218 amino acids. Gene Ontology annotation, biological process: regulated exocytosis; constitutive secretory pathway. NCBI's taxonomy places the organism in Eukaryota, Metazoa, Chordata, Actinopteri, Clupeiformes, Clupeidae.